UGUGUGUGUGUGUGUGUGCGUGUGUCUACCGUCGUCUGUGCCGCCUUCGUGGAUCACAGUUGUUGCUCCUCGCAUGCUCGCUCUCACUGCCUCCACCACCCGCGCCGCGGCCACGGCAGCACGAUGCAGGGCACGGUGUGGGCGCUGGUGGCUGAGCGGCUGGUGACGGCGGCAGCAUCACAGGCGCCUUUGGAAGAUGACUUUGAGAAACAGCCUCUGGAUGAGGCGUCGUUUCAUCCCGGCAUUGAGGACGUGCGAAGUGACCACGCGCGGACCUUCUUCAACCUCAUGCUGACCUGCCGUGAGCUCUACCACGACCUGCCCUGGGCAGUGCCAAAGUGGGGCCUCGCUGUGGUGUUUGAGGAUACACCAAUGAGGUCACUCGACCAAUGGCUCGAUAAGUUUCAGGCAGACCUCCUUGGUUCCACAGCACCUGACGCUCUGCCUUCUUCUUCGUCUUGUGACCAGCGUGGUUCCGAUGGGCGUGCCGCGCAUGCUUCGUGGCUGGAGAACCGCUUCCUUGUGUACUGUUGGCUUGGUGUCACAUGGGACGGCAGGUGUUCCUUUUUGCGUUCCAGGCUGCGCGCAUCACAGCCAACGACUGCCUUUUCGCGUCGCUUUCGGCAUUGCGGGCGCGUGAUGUUUGCUUCUUUGGACGAUCUCGAGUCUUGGGCGGCGGAAGUGAUGCAUGCACGCUGCAGUUGCGGACAUGAGCACAGAGCAAGCGUUGCACUAGCGAACACAUCAGAGGCACAGGACGACAGCCGCGCCCGUGAUCAGCCAGAACAUCAACUCGAGCAGCACGACACGGCCUGUGCUGGGGAGGCAGGUGUGCUGCCACAACAGCGAGCUGACGAUCAACAUGUGGCUGCAUUAGUGCCGGCCUUGUUCUCCCUGAACGCGACACUGCAGGGACAGGCUGACGCUGAUCGCUGGCAUGAGCUGCGCUCCACUGUUUUGGCUGGUGCACGUGGGGACAGGGUGAUGCUGGAACUCGGGCAGUCGUUGUCGUCGCUCGCAGGCGAUCACAUCGACAACCUUAUCAUCACUUCCUGGCGUGCGACACUCGGGUGUGCCAGAAUUCGGGAUGUGGAGCGCGUGACGUGGGACUGCAAGUUGCGCGAACAACCCGCUCCUGGUGGCCUCCUGCUUGACAAUGUGCAGCACUUUGAAGCACGUGCUCGCGCCUCCCUGCUCAACCUUGAUGCCCUGGCCGAUAUUCCGAGCAUCCAGCUGUCAGGUUGCGACGAGGAGGUCGUCGACCUCUCGCCCCUACCUCGAGUGAAGAAGCUUGUUAUCGAGCGCACGAUCGCCGUCAACUACGAGGCAGCUGUGGCGGCAGUUGAACACGUUCGUCUCGGAAGCACCAUGGAGCUGAAGACUGGCACUCUCCACGCCACUCAUGUCAACCUGUCGCGCACGAGGAUUUCAACCGACACGCUGCACCUGCCAAAUGCCACCCACAUCAAAGCCCCGCGGUCAGGUGUAAAACGGCUGGUCUUCCCACCCUCCCUCGUGUGGCUUGACAUUGAGGGUACUCCACCCGAGAUGCCCGAGCUCAAGCAUGCGGAAGUGUUGAAACUGCGCACAUCCAGUGAGCCACUGUCGCACGAUACCGUGGUCCGUCUCAGUCGCUGCGCGAGCAAGCUCAUCCUUCGUGGCCAGUGUGUGCGGCGCGUGAGUGACCUGUGCGGCAUCGCAGACAAUGUGCAUAUCAGCGCGGAGGUGCACGAUCUCGACGUGGCAGCGCCCGCCUGUGUGCAGGAGCUGUGUGUGCUCGCGGAGGGCGAUGUACGCUGCGAGCUGCUGGGGCAUGUGCCGCGCCUGGUCAUUCUUGGUCUGCGCGAGCACCCGAUCCGUGAUGUCCACCUGCUGUCGGGUCGCAAGUAUCUUCAUCUCCUGCGCUGCUCGUUGGACGGGGAGGUUUCGGACUGCGACUUUCUGUUCCUUCAAGCCGCUUAUGGGCGCGCUGCCUUGGCAUCUAUUGGCUCGCUCCUUGUGCACCAGGCGACUGUGUACGGUCGUUCUUCUACGCUGCCGGCCAGUGACAGCCACGACUCUUCUGGCGUCGCUGGCCUGGUUCUCACGCAGUGUCGUGACGUGUUUAUGUGUCACCUUCGGCACUGUAUUAUCAAGGACCUCGCCUGCUUCCAGGGUGUACAACGCCUGAUUGUGGACUGCUGCGCAUUUGAUGUUGGAGACACGCUCCUUCCGCGUUCUGGUUGCCUUGUCCUGCGCCACUGCGCCAGCACGGACAAGCGGUGGCGUUGGCCUGAUGUUGCCCUGGUUGACCGCUCACCGGAGGAGAUGGCGCGAGUGUUGCUUGCGGGGCGAGAGCGGAUGGAGGCAUGAGGAUAGAAAGGGGGAGAGGUAGUGAGUGAGUGAGUGUGUGUGUGUGUGUGUGUGUGU
Molecule: messenger RNA, 2409 nt
Organism: Salpingoeca rosetta
Lineage: Eukaryota; Choanoflagellata; Craspedida; Salpingoecidae
Exons: 1
Coding region: 124-2352 (742 amino acids)
Source: RefSeq, a predicted model, not a curated record